AUGAGGUUCAUCAAGCCAGCUUGGCUCACGCAUAGUGGAGAACAGAAAGAUUUCGAAGUAUACAGUUGUCACGUAUCGCCUGAUGGAACCAGGCUCGCCACUGCGGCUGGAGAUGGACAUGUUCGGAUCUGGUCGACGGAGGCUAUCCUCCAGGCAGGAGAUCCCAACUACACGAAACCGAAGCAACUAUGUCAUAUGAGCUACCAUUCUGGGACGAUCCAUACUGUCAGGUUCUCUCCGAACGGGCGUUGGCUGGCUUCGGGUGCUGAUGACAAGAUCAUCUGUAUCUACCAUCUUGACCAGAAUCCACCAGCGCACUCGGCGUCAUUUGGCACCAACGAACCACCACCUGUUGAAAAUUGGAAAAUCCUUAGACGUUUGAUUGGGCAUGAGAACGAUGUACAGGAUUUGGGCUGGUCCUAUGAUUCUUCGAUUAUGGUAUCAGUUGGCUUGGACUCGAAGAUUGUUGUUUGGUCAGGGCAUACAUUCGAGAAGCUGAAGGUUCUGUCCGUCCACCAGAGUCACGUAAAAGGAAUCACUUUCGACCCAGCAAACAAGUAUUUCGCAACGGCAAGCGACGACCGAACAAUCAAACUCUUCAGAUUCACAUCUCCCCAGCCAAAUGCUACCUCUUACGAUUCGCACAACAACUUUGUGCUCGAGCAUACCAUAGUCGCGCCAUUUACCUCAUCCCCCUUAACCACAUACUUUAGAAGGUGUUCAUGGUCGCCAGAUGGAAACCAUAUUGCUGCCGCGAACGCCGUCAACGGACCCGUUAGUUCAGUCGCCAUCAUCAACCGCGGAGUGUGGGAUAGUGAUAUCAAUUUGAUCGGACAUGAGGGUCCUACGGAAGUCUGCACCUUUUCUCCGCGUCUUUUCAGCAAAGCAGAAAUAAGCCCAGAGACGACCGAUAACAGCGGAUAUAGCACCCAGGCAUUGGUCACAGUAAUUGCUUGUGCCGGGCAAGACAAGACGCUUAGUGUAUGGAAUACCAGCUCAUCGAGACCAUUGGUCGUUGCUCAGGAACUAGCCGGGAAAUCUAUAUCGGAUCUUGCGUGGACCCCAAACGGACUCGCUAUUUUCGCUUCUAGUCUGGAUGGAAGCAUAGUAGCUUUAGAAUUCGAGACAGGGGAGCUGGGUUUUAUUGCUCCUUGGUCUGAGAACGAUAAAGCACUCCAGAAAUUUGGCGUCGGACGCCGUGGAGUCGGGGUGGUCGAAGAUGUGGCCGCUUUACGGCUUGAGGAGCGAAGUAAGGCAGGUGAAUUACGCGGUGCUGAGGGACGUAUGGGUGCGUUGAUGGGCGACGCAGGGUCUACGAUUGUUCCGCCCGUAGUGAAUGGCAAUGGGACUAACGGGACAUCUACCCCAAUGACUGGUGUCGUGGUCCCUGUAUUACCAUCAAAUGCGCCAGCACCACCUGUAACCAACGGUCGAUCUGCCCAAGACUCACCAGCAGCGGCAGCAACACCGCCAGCAGUCGAUCCAAGUGUUGCCAAGGUUGAAGCCAUGAAACAGCGUGUCACGAUAACGAAGGAGGGAAAGAAACGAGUUGCGCCUUUACUUGUGUCAUCGUCCGGAACGGGACUUUCGUCUCUGCCACAAUCGCAACUGAUGGCUGCUAGUUCCAGUAAGGAACAAAAUGAUGCGCCGCAAUCUAUACUAGACUUGUCGAAACCUUACGAUGGUUUGCCCAGAGGCGGUCUCGCUGCAAUGUUACUCGGUAAUAAACGAAAAGCAGUAGCUUUGGAAGAAGAUGAAAAUGAAGACCCAGCAAGCAAGAGACCCGCGCUCGGAAAUGGUCCAAUACCUAUCAUGAUCAACGGAGUCAAUGGGGUUGAACCUGCGGUUCCUUUGCCGCCAAACAAUGGCGUUAUACCUACGCCAGAGUUCCUUCGUCCAGCUGUUGUCAACCCAAUCAUGUCGGUGAGCCAGGUCAGGUUGGCCGUUCCUAAGGUUCGAACACAUAUUUUGCGCUCGCUCGAUCGAGGGACCUUACCACCACCCGCAUCUGGGGCCAACGGUACUAAUGGAGUUGAAGAGUCGACCAAAGUUACUGACGAUGUGGUGUUCGAGGCACAGAACCCUGGUGGGAAUCCUGCUCAGGUUCGAGAUCCGUCAAGAAUUAGUGCAAGCAAGAGGGGGGCCAUGCUUUGGCAAGAUUUCUUACCCAGAGCAGUCAUUCUUGUCACCGGCAACAAAAACUUUUGGGCGGCUGCUUGUGAAGAUGGAAGCAUUUACACCUGGACACCUGCAGGCCGUCGGAUAUUCAAUGCUCUUGUCCUAGAAGCUCAACCUGUCAUCAUUGAGUCCAGAGGUUGGUGGCUCCUUUGCGUUACUGCCGUUGGAAUGUGUUAUGUCUGGAACUUGAAGACACUGGCCUCGCCUCAUCCACCAGUUUCUCUUGCACCAAUACUGGAUAUCGCAAUGCACUCAUUAGGGACACAUACGACCAGCGCCCCAGGUGUUACUUCUGCGCAUCUAAACACGACUGGCCAUAUUAUCGUGACACUGAGCAACGGUGACGGUUACCUCUAUUCGCCUUCAAUGUUUGUCUGGCAACGGCUCUCUGAAGCUUGGUGGGCGGUAGGUAGUCAGUACUGGAACUCGAACGACUCAUCGAUCAGCAGUUUGCAGUCUACUGGCGUCGGGCAAGAUUCUCGGCGAGAUGGUGAGAUCAGUGCUUCUAAUAUUUCGGCGGGCAUCAUUCCACAUCUGGAACGGCACACCACCAAUGAAGUCCUUCUCAAAGGCCGAGCCUACCAUCUCCAACGGCUUAUUAAAGCGUUGUUGUCACGAGAAGGAUUUGAAAAUUUUGAGGCUGGCGUCAGUAUUGCGCACUUAGAGAAUCGUGUCGCGGCUGCUUUGCAGCUGGGGGCGCGGGAGGAGUUCCGAAUCUAUCUUUUCAUGUACGCGAAACGCCUGGGAGCUCAAGGAUUGAAGAAUAAGGUAGAGGAGCUUCUCAGGAGUAUGUUGGGUGGUAUCUUGAAGGAAUUGCCAAACGUGCCAUCUGUUGAUGCCACCGAGGUAGGUGAAGGCUGGUACAGCGAGGAUGACAAACUUUGUGGUUGGGAUAGAAAAGAGUUAUUAAAGGAAGUUGUGUUGAUUCUUGGGAAAUUUCGAGAGUUACAACGUCUCACAGUACAAUACUCUAGGGUGUUAGGGAUGGAUGACGACGAGAACGGGAUAUAA
Messenger RNA from Glarea lozoyensis ATCC 20868, 3189 nucleotides. Its product is annotated as WD40 repeat-like protein. The coding region runs from base 1 to 3189 and encodes 1062 amino acids. Gene Ontology annotation, molecular function: protein binding; nucleosome binding. Lineage: Eukaryota; Fungi; Ascomycota; Leotiomycetes; Helotiales; Helotiaceae. The record is from RefSeq and is a predicted model, not a curated record. Gene Ontology annotation, biological process: chromatin remodeling; regulation of DNA-templated transcription; DNA-templated transcription. Gene Ontology annotation, cellular component: nucleus; HIR complex. The transcript has 5 exons.